Capra hircus (goat) is the source of this 1593-nucleotide messenger RNA. It is a transcript of the gene CGREF1, whose product is annotated as cell growth regulator with EF-hand domain 1. Gene Ontology annotation, molecular function: calcium ion binding. NCBI's taxonomy places the organism in Eukaryota, Metazoa, Chordata, Mammalia, Artiodactyla, Bovidae. Bases 125 to 913 code for a protein of 262 amino acids. The record is from RefSeq and is a predicted model, not a curated record. The transcript has 6 exons.
CGUGGAGCGGUCCGGGGGAGGGCCGGGCGGCGGGAGCCGAGGCGCGGCGGCGGCGGCGGCGGCGGCGGCGCACAGCCUCCAGCGACGACCCAGACGGACCGGCGCCGCCGCAGUUACAGGAAGGAUGUUACCUGUGAUGAUGAGAACGUUACUGCUGCUGCUCCUGCCCCUGAGUCAGGCUGCUCCCAAGGAUGGCACCAUGAGGUUGGACCCUGAAACACAGCAUCUGCCUCUGCCCAACCCCUUCGAGCCAGGCCAGGAGCAACUUCGACUUUUACAGAGCUACCUAAAGGGACUAGAGAGGAUGGAAGAGGAGCCAGAGAACAUGAGCCGAGAGCAGGUUCUCCUCUACCUCUUUGCUCUCCACGACUAUGACCAGAGUGGACAGCUGGAUGGCCUGGAGCUGCUGUCCAUGUUGACAGCCGCUCUGGCCCCUGGAGCUUCUGACUCUCCCACCACCAACCCGGUGAUCCUGGUAGUGGACAAGGUGCUGGAGACUCAGGACCUGAAUGGGGAUGGGCUUAUGACCCCUGCAGAGCUUGUCAACUUCCCUGGAGAGGCUCCAAGGCACACAGAGCCCAGAGAGCCUCCGGAGCCACAAGAUGCUGGGAUGCAGCCUCUGUUGGCUAAAAGCCCACCGAGACAAGAAGCAUAUGAAGCUCUGAGUCCUGGAGAAGCAGCUGGAGGACAGGCAGAGGCCAGAAUGGAGUUCUUGGAGCCUGUACAGGAGGCUGGGGGACAGGCUGAUGCUGUAAGAGAAGCCCCAGGCCCUGGAGGGCAGGUUGGGGGACAGGUAGAGACUGGGGAUGCUGGAGGGAGAGCAGAAGAACUUCUAGGAGAAACACUGGGGUCUAAGAACGUCCCAAAUGAGCUUGAGAUUCAUGCUAUUCAACUGGAGAAUAGUGAGAUGUAAACCCUGAGGGUACAGGUUUGCACCACUAGAAGUCUCAGUGUUGGAACAUAAGCUCUAAGGGUAGGGUGUGUAUAUUAGGAUGACGACCACCUCUGUGCCCCUCCUUGGCCCCAGCAGGUGGUAGGUCUUUCUGUGCAGUUCAGUUCAGUCUGUGCAGUUCAGGGAGACCCUAAGUUGAAGGGCAGCUUUAGGGCCCAGAUGACCAAUAAAGAACUGAAUGAACCCAUCCCCCUGGGCCAUCGAUCCUCUGGCCCAGCAUGCCCUGGCCUCAGACUGCAGGGGUCAGGGACCAGACAGGCCUCUUGGGAGGGCAGGAAUUCAGUUUACCCAGUGUUCCCAGACGAGACACAGAAGAGUUCAGCACUAGGCCACAGCCAGCUGCAGACAACUGGGGAAGGGAGCCCAGCCUCUUCCCAGGGCCCAACCGCCAACACACCCUCCUGUAUUCAGGGCAGGUCUGCUCCAUCACCCUAUAUCUGCUCCCCACCCCUGAAAAUAUUAAUAAUAACUGCCAUUUACAGAGUGCCUAGUGCACAUCGGGCAUCAUGCUGGGCAUUUUAUAGAUUAUGAUUUCAUCCUCACCAUAAUUAUAUGACCAGAUGGAAUGAUCUCUAUUUGACAGAUAAGGAAAUUGGGGAAGAUGGAAUUCAGUAACAUACCCAAGGUGAAAGUGAAAAUCA